This is a messenger RNA of Salvia miltiorrhiza (redroot sage), 2004 nucleotides long. RefSeq lists its product as uncharacterized. The transcript has a single exon. Lineage: Eukaryota; Viridiplantae; Streptophyta; Magnoliopsida; Lamiales; Lamiaceae. Bases 1 to 2004 code for a protein of 667 amino acids. The record is from RefSeq and is a predicted model, not a curated record.
AUGCAGCAGCCGCAACAGCAAAACUACCGUCCUCCACAUCAAAGGACGGGGUAUCAAGCUCUAAAAACUCAGCAGCAUACUCCCGAAAAGCAAGGCAAGUCGCUUGAGGAGAUGAUGGCGGAUUUGAUUGGUAACCAGCAAUUUUUGCAAGGUAAUGUGCAGCAGCUUCAACAAUCUCAAGCCGAGCAGAAGGUGCAAAUCGAGGGGCUAGCUCGUCAGAUGUCCCAGCUCGCAACAUCCAUGAAUCAACUUAGGGAAAAUAAUGGAGCUUUACCAUCUCAAGUUUACGUGAAUCCAAAGGAGAAUGUCAACAAGAUCACAUUGAGAAGUGGUACAGAGUUGAAUGGACCAACAUUCCAAGGUUCACAAGGUAGUCCGAGGGCAGAUUCUGGAGUCGACUCUUGUGAGGAGCAAUUCGAAAAUUCUGUUGAUACGAUAGAUUCCAUCAUUCAACCGGCAGAACAGUCAGGUUUGGCCAAACAGAACAGGGGUUCAGCGGUUAAGCAGAAGAAGAAGGAAGCAGAGGUUGAGUCCACCAAGGAGGAGCAGACCAAGGUCUCUAAAUCUUCGAGCCUAUAUGAUCCCAAGGUUGCAAUAUCAGUUCCCUUUCCAGGAAGAUUGGCGAGGAAGAAGCCGGAGGAGGAACUAAUCGAUUUUGUGAAGAUCUUCGGCAAACUUGAAGUGAAUCUUCCAUUCCUUCAAGCACUAAAAAUUCCUCCAUAUGGGAAAUUUGUGAAGGACUUCAUAGCUGGGAAGUCCAAGGCAACUGGAAAGAUUGUGAUGGGCGAGAACGUUUCAGCCGCAAUCAAGAAAGAAUUACCUGCUAAAUGCAAAGAUCCAAGUAUGUUUUCUCUCCCUAUUUACAUUGGUGAUACUAGGAUUGAGCAUGCUAUGUGUGACUUAGGAGCAUCUAUCAAUGUUAUGCCUCUUACUGUUUCUAAUAGUUUUUCGGGUGUAGAAUUGGUAGAUACUAGAGUGGUCAUUCAGUUAGCCGAUAGGUCAUGUGUGCAUCCCGAGGGUUUACUUAAGAAUGUUCUAGUAAGUGUAAACAACUUUGUUUAUCCUGCCGAUUUCUAUGUGGUGAGGAUGAGUGGAGUGCAAUCACAGGGGUCAUCGGGAGUACUUUUAGGUCGUCCAUUCCUAAGGACUGCAAAGUCAAUCAUAGAUGUUAGUAAUGGCACGAUUUGUCUAGACUAUCAUGGAGAAAAAUAUACUUUCAGUAUUGAUGAUGCCAUGAACCCUCUCGUCCAAGAACUUCUUGAGACUGAAUUCAUGCAGGAUAAGUUGGAGUUAGCCAUGAUGAAGAGCUGGAUAGAUUUUGAUGCCCAAGGGAUGGACGAUGCAGAGAUCAAGGAGGCUAUCAUGUCACUUUAUGCCCAACCGGAAUUGGUCAGUUCGGGAAGCCAGUUCUAUUUGCCCAAACAGACACCGUCAGACAGACCGCUGAGAUCCGAUGAGAAGCCGCUGGAGUUAGAGCUCAAGCCUCUUCCUGCAACCUUGAAGCAUGUCUACCUCGGGGAGUCUGAAACUCUCCCAGUGAUCAUCAGCAGCGAGCUCACCGCUACUCAGGAGGAGCAGUUGAUUGUCGUGCUCAGACGGCACAAGAAAGCCAUAGGGUGGACUUUAGCAGACAUCACCGGUAUAAGUCCCGAUGUGUGCCAGCAUUAUAUUCUCUUGGAGGAGGAUGCUAAGCCUGUUCGAGAUUCGCAGAGGAAGUUGAACCCGAACAUGAGGGAGAUUGUGCUUAAGGAGAUUCUAAAGCUUCUCGCUUUAGGAAUUAUUUAUCCUAUCUCUGACAGCAAGUGGGUGAGUCCGAUUCACAUGGUCCCGAAGAAGUCUGGAUUGCAAGUGGUUGAGAAUGAGAAGAACGAGUUGGUGCCGAUGCGUCUUGUUACUGGAUGGCGCAUGUGUAUCGAUUACCGGAAGUUGAACGCUGCCACUCGCAAGGAUCAUUUCCCGCUUCCAUUUAUUGAUCAAUGCCACUCGCAAGGAUCAUUGCCAUGA